CAUGCUCAACCAGUCAAACGACUCAAACCCCUAUUGGGACAGUACAGAUCAAUUUUGGUGGAUCAUUCCGCAAAUCCUAAUUCAACACCGUUUGUUAAGUUGCUGCAACCUUCAAAAAUUAAAUUAAAUCCAACCUUCUUAACUACUGCUAACUCAACCAGUCAACCGAAACCUCUAACCUUCAUCAAUGGCGGAACAAACCUCUGUUCCCGAAAACCCCCAAAACACCCCUGUUCCCGAAAAUCUCCUACAUUUUGGGAAGCUUCAAUUCGGCUGCGAGCAUUACAAGAGACGAUGCCGAAUUCGAGCACCAUGUUGUUAUCGCAUUUUUACCUGCCGCCAUUGUCACAACGAAGCUAUAAACUCUUUGAGCAAUGUUAAGGAGCAUCAUGAGAUUAAUCGGCGUGAUAUUAAACAAGUUGUUUGUGCAGUUUGUGAAUUUGAACAACCGGUAGCAAAGGUCUGCUGUAGUUGUGGCGUUAACAUGGGUGAGUAUUUUUGUGAGGUGUGCAACUUCUAUGAUGAUGAGAUUGAGAAAAAACAAUUUCAUUGCACUGAGUGUGGAAUUUGUAGGGUUGGUGGGCGUGAGAACUUCUUUCACUGUCCAAAGUGUGGUUCUUGCUAUACUGUGAGCCUGCGUGACAACCACGAGUGUGUGGAAGACUCUAUGAAGAAUUCUUGCCCUAUCUGCUACGAGUACCUUUUUGACUCAACCAAAGGCACACUAGUUAUGAGAUGUGGACAUACAAUACACAUGGGUUGUUAUGAAGAGAUGUUGAAUCAGCAGCAGUAUCGAUGCCCCUUAUGCUCCAAGUCAAGUAUGGACAUGGCAAGAAACUGGGAAAAAUUGGAUGAGGAGAUUGAAGCUACUAUCAUGCCUGAUGAGUAUCGAUAUGAGGUAUCAAUCCUCUGCAAUGAUUGCAGUGUUACAAGCAUAGUGAAAUUCCACAUAUUUGGGCACAAGUGCAGUCAUUGCAAUUCAUAUAAUACUCGUGUAACACAAAAGCAAAUUCCUCAGGAGGAGUCGACAUCAGAUAACUGAUUCAUUCGUCCACAUCAAUUUUGUAGUAGACAUUAAAACACUGCUAUUAUACAAGCAUUCAGAUUGGCUUCUGUUUGUAAUAUUCUAGCUUUGAGUUUCUUGGAUGGUCAGGUUCUGCAGUGGUUGUUGUUAGCAACAUUGAUCAUUGUUCGCUGGAAAGUAUUCAGCAGCUAGAAUUAAGUCGAUUUACCAAUAGGCACAAGGUUUUAUUAUGUAUGAAAUUCAUUUUGUUCUUGUGGGACAGAGAGGCUGGUUAUUAUUAAAGUAAUAUUAACAUUUUGCAGAAGAUGAAAAAAUGUCA
Chenopodium quinoa (quinoa) is the source of this 1343-nucleotide messenger RNA. Its product is annotated as E3 ubiquitin-protein ligase MIEL1-like. Bases 188 to 1042 code for a protein of 284 amino acids. Gene Ontology annotation, molecular function: ubiquitin protein ligase activity; zinc ion binding. The record is from RefSeq and is a predicted model, not a curated record. Lineage: Eukaryota; Viridiplantae; Streptophyta; Magnoliopsida; Caryophyllales; Amaranthaceae. Gene Ontology annotation, cellular component: nucleus. The transcript is spliced from 12 exons. Gene Ontology annotation, biological process: ubiquitin-dependent protein catabolic process; protein ubiquitination.